This is a messenger RNA of Lactuca saligna, 972 nucleotides long. The record is from the annotation of a GenBank genome assembly. NCBI's taxonomy places the organism in Eukaryota, Viridiplantae, Streptophyta, Magnoliopsida, Asterales, Asteraceae.
AUGUCUGCUUCAAAUAUGCCUAAAAGAGUAAAAGGAGCAGCAAUUGGCAUUGAUCUUGGAACGACGUAUUCAUGUGCUGGUGUCUGGCUUUCCAACAAAAAUCGAGUGGAGAUAACACCUAACGAACAAGGAAACAAGAUCACUCCAUCUGUCGUAGCAUUCAACGACACAGAAGUCUUGGUAGGCGAGGGUGCAAAAAACCAAAUCGCGAGGAACCCUACGAACACCGUAUAUGGCAAGUUUAGUGACCCUCAAGUGCAGAAGGAUAUACAGUCGUGGCCUUUCAAGGUCAUUGAAGGACCUUCGGAGAAGCCAGCUAUUGUAGUCGAAUUCAGGGGUGAAGAAAAGAAAUAUGCACCUGAAGAAUUAUCGGCCAUGGUUCUCAAGAAGAUGAAAGAUGCUUGUGAAGAAUUUCUUGGGACGAAAGUCACUGAUGCUGUGAUCACUGUUCCUGCUUAUUUUAACAGCAUGCAACGAGAGGCAACAAAGGAAGCAGCAGUUAUAGCCGGACUAAAUAAGGAUAGGAACAUACUGGUAUUUGAUUUGGGUGGUGGAACCUUUGAUAUAUCUCUUUUGACAGUUGGUAACACAGGUGUUAUUGAUGUCAAAGCUGUUGGGGGCGACACUCAUUUAGGUGGUGAGGAUUUUGAUAUUAUGCUUGUUAAUCACUGCACUAAGGAAUUCAAGAAAAAACACAACGAGGACAUUAGCGGAAAUCCUAGAGCAUUAGCUAGGUUGAAAGUUGCUUGUGAGAAAGCAAAGAGAGACUUAUCAUCAACCACACUAAAUUCAAUCGAAAUUGAUUGCUUGUAUAAGCGCAUUGAUUUUUCCACUAAAAUCCUGACUUUAGGACCAGAUGGGAGAUCAGAAUUAGAGGUUUGCUUUAGUAUAGAUGCCAAUGGGAUCCUUCAAGUCUCUGCAGAGGAAAUAUUUACAGGUAAGCGAGGAAACAUUACAAUCUCUAAGAUCUGA